GCCUGUAUGUAUAGAUGAAAUACACUGAGAUAGAAGACAGGACACUUACUAGAUCUACUGUACUGUAGACCUAAAUCACCCAAAAGACCUACGCCCAAACGCCUCAUACACAGGUUGUCCUGUCGAUACUGAGGAGAAUGAAGACCCCCCUAUGGGCCCUGUUGCUGCUGUGUCUCUGUGUUCCGGGACACUGUAGUGACUGCCAGGAGGACUGCCUGGCCUGUAGCCACAUCCUACCCCAGGAGAUCAACUUUAACACACUGGUAUGUCUGGUGGAGUGUGACAGUAACGUCUCCCCUGCCUUCAUUUGGGACCUGUGUCGCAAGGUCUUGGCACCGCCACAGUUACCAUUCCUGUCCAUAGGGGGCGCUGACAUGCUGAAACGGGCCCAGGAGGAGGUGGAGGCCAUGCUACCAGAGGAAGAAGAGGAACAGGGGGAUGAGGGGCUGAUGUACCCAGCAGCCCUGCAGAGGUUUGACCACGUGGCCCGUGCUCUGGGGACAGACGAGCUGGGCAGUGAGAGACAGCUAACCCUCGCCGAUGAUGCCUACACCUCCCAGCUGCCCCGGGAAAUGGAGGAAAUGGACGAGGAAGAGGGGGAUAGCGCGACAGAGAAAGAACAGGACGGAGCGGCAGGGUUAAGUCUGUCAAAGCGCUUUGGGGGGUUCCUGAAGGGAAGGCACGGCUACAGGAAAUUGAUGGGCCCUGGAAGGCCCUUGCAGAAGCGCUACGGCGGGUUCAUAGGCGUCCGGAAAUCUGCCCGCAAGUGGAACAACCAGAAACGCUUCAGUGAGUUCCUGAAGCAGUACCUGGGCAUGAGCACCCGAGCCAGCAAGUCCUACAACAGCUACUCCACUGACAUCACCCAACAGAACGAGGUGUAGCCAUGCCCAAAGCAACCGUAUCCCUGCCAUAACCUAGCAAACCCCAGACCCUCCCCUAAAUAUUCAAAUCCGUCACCACGGUGAUGAUUAAACUUCUGUUCUGAACACCUCUCAUGAAAAUCCACACUGGAGCAUUAUAGAUUCAGUCUUGUAUAUUUCUCAUUGAUAGCGAUAUCAACAUAUCAUGAAUAAAAGCUAAAAAAAAUAAAAAUAGUAAAAAAUACAAUGUAUACAGCUAUUAAUGGUUUAUCAGAGAAUCACUCUGGAUUAUUAUUAUAGUCACACAAACACACUUUAUUUGCUUUGCUUUUCCAUACUGUAUCUGUAAUGUAACUUUUCAAACAAAUUUUGCCUUCAUCAAUCUUGGCUAUUAGUAUUACAUGGGUAAAUUUAGUGGAAACUUCAUCGAUUUCAAUGACUUACUAGUGAAGUUUUCAUUGAUUUUCUGAACCAUCCACAAAGUUUCUAAACCCAGAGCCGCAACAUCGCGAGACUUCGGUAAACACUUUCGAAACAGACCAAGGUUUGGGGUUUGAGAAGUCAAUAAUGAGAUAAGUGAAAAAUUAUUCCUUAGAUGUUCAUUUAAACACUCUAAAGGCACAACCUAGAUUCGAGCCAAUGUCAUAAGUAGUUGAACAUGCUAUUACUCCAACCUCGUAAAAGUGACAAACUGGCACGUUUUUAUUUUCGUCAAAAACAACUGUAUAUCGAAGGAGUGCCUUUAAUUAGACAGGUUGCCCAUGCGCAAAUCUGCGCGAGACGACCGUUAGACCCGAUGACGUGUUUCUACGCCGGAGUUUAGCUAGCCAACGUCGCCAUGACAUCGCCUACAAGCGUUAUCGGGGAUGUCUUGGAGAAGCAGUUUCUGCCUAUCGAUAGGCUACUGUACUGCCGUUGGUACAUCAGUACAUGAGAGAGAGGGAGACUGUCUUUGGCGGAUCAGGGCGUCACUCUCUUUAUAGUGCUACCCUCUAGUGGCUGACCAAAAAUUAUCUUUCAGAUUUCCAAUUGAAAAUGUGCUAGUAUACGUUCAUGACUAUUUGAUAUAUAACACAAACUCAGUAUUGGGUGUGUGGAUGGCUCAAUCUGUAACCUAUUGACAUGUUCAGAACUUCUUAAUAUUCUCCAAACUUCAAUAUCAACCCUGAUAGUGUCUACUAUAAUUUGGUACAAAACAUCACAACAAACUAUUCCUACUGUAUAAGACUGCAGGAGGUUAUCCAUGCUCAUAUACAAAUGAUCCGUUGGCAAAGCUAAUGUUCUGAUUUGAAAUUAACCUUGGCGUGUGUUUGUUGAAGCAGACACAAGAUGUAGCCUACUGUAUGUAUGAACAGUGUUCUUUUUCGUCACAUUGUUAUUAUGUGAAACAAUUUUGUUGUGCAGUAUAAAACCUGUAAAUAGCAGAAAUUGAACAUAUCAAUAAAGAUAGUUUACUAUUUCUUUUGUGGCUUGUCAUGCAGCAAAUGAUUCUGUGUCUUGAGGUGUUUUGUUCCAAUGUUCUAGAAUGUUCACAAGAUGAUGACAUCAGUUUAUACUGUAUCAAUCCCACAACACCCCAUUUAUUACACAGAACAUUUCCAGACCAAUAUUGUCUUGUAUAAUAAUAAUCAUUAUCAUCAUCAUGUUCUCUUGAAUAAAAUCUCCUGUAUAGAUAGAUACAAGCCAAAAUGGAAAGCCUAGAGUAGUUUCCGUCAAAUAUUUUGGAGCAUAUUUAAAUAUAACUUUACAUCUAACUUAAAAGGCCCAGGACACAAUUUUUU
Molecule: messenger RNA, 2644 nt
Organism: Oncorhynchus tshawytscha (Chinook salmon)
Lineage: Eukaryota; Metazoa; Chordata; Actinopteri; Salmoniformes; Salmonidae
Product: prepronociceptin
Exons: 3
Coding region: 138-884 (248 amino acids)
Biological process (GO): chemical synaptic transmission; sensory perception; neuropeptide signaling pathway
Cellular component (GO): plasma membrane; neuronal cell body; axon terminus
Molecular function (GO): opioid receptor binding
Source: RefSeq, a predicted model, not a curated record